This is a messenger RNA of Neoarthrinium moseri, 5589 nucleotides long. RefSeq lists its product as uncharacterized. Gene Ontology annotation, molecular function: cytoskeletal motor activity; chitin synthase activity; ATP binding. Gene Ontology annotation, cellular component: myosin complex; cell periphery; cell septum. Bases 1 to 5589 code for a protein of 1862 amino acids. Lineage: Eukaryota; Fungi; Ascomycota; Sordariomycetes; Amphisphaeriales; Apiosporaceae. The record is from RefSeq and is a predicted model, not a curated record. The transcript is spliced from 3 exons.
AUGGCUCACAACCUGCCAAUGGGCGGCAAUGGGGGAGCUCAUACUCAACCCUCAUUGCCCUCUUUGCCCGCACAUCUGCAAUCUGACACGCAUAUAACAGCACAUCUUGCCAGUCGCUUCCAUGUGUCUAUACCUACGGCCCGUCUGUCAUCACACGCACUUGUAUCCUUGAACACGUACACAUCGUCGACCAAGGGUCUGGAUGGCGGCAAAGAGGGUAGCGCCAUGGCUGGCGCUGAAGACAUUGCAGACCGAUCAUUUGUUCGACUCGGUCACCGAUCCGAGAAUCAGAGCAUCAUUUUUCUGGGUGAAUCGGGCUCUGGAAAGACCACGAUCCGAUCCCAUCUCCUGACUGCCCUGCUCAACAAGUCCUCGACUCCUCUCUCAGCCAAGGUCUCCCUCGCUGCUUAUGUUUUCGACACCCUCACCACCACCAAGACUGCAACGACACCGACAGCAUCCAAAGCCGGUCUCUUCUACGAGCUGCAGUAUGAUACAGCAUCCACAACCAGCCCUUUGCUCCUCGGAGGAAAAUUGCUGGACCACAGAUUAGAAAGGAGCAGGAUUGCUGAGGUGCCUACCGGCGAGCGUAACUUCCAUGUUCUUUACUACUUGCUUGCUGGUACGAGUGACGCGGAAAAGUCCCACCUUGGCAUUGACACGCCACGGGAUUCCGCUGGCCAGAGGCGGUGGAAAUACCUGGGCCAUCCCACUCAGCUCAAGGUCGGAAUCAACGAUGCCGAGGGGUUUCAACUCUUCAAGAAUGCCCUGCGCAAGCUGGAAUUCCCGAGGAGUGAGAUCGCCGAAAUUUGUCAGAUCUUGGCCUGUAUCUUGCACAUUGGACAGCUCGAGUUCGAAACUACUGCGGAUACUACCCCCACGGCAGAUGACAGUGGUGGCUUCUCCCACGAAGGUGGACAGACGGUGACCGCCGUUCGAAACAAGGACGUGCUUGGAAUAAUCGCUGCUUUCUUGGGCGUGAGCUCGCAAGAUCUGCAGACAACCAUGGGCUACAAGACCAAGGUGCUUCAUCGGGAAAGAGUCACGGUCAUGUUGGAUCCCCAUGGAGCCCGUGCCAAUGCUGAUGAGCUUGCACGCACACUAUAUUCUCUUUUGGUUGCAUACGUGAUUGAGAACAUCAACCAGAAGAUCUGUGCUCCUGAGGAGGCAAUCUCCAACACAAUUUCGAUCGUCGACUUUCCGGGCUUCUCCCAGCAGACCUCCACUGGCUCUGCGCUCGAUCAGCUGCUCAACAAUGCGGCAGUCGAAUCUCUCUACAACUUCACUCUGCAAAAUUUCUUCGACCGCAAGGCGGAGCAGCUUGACCAAGAGGAGGUUUCUGUCGCAGCCACCAGCUAUUUCGACAACACCGAUGCCGUCAAGUGCUUGCUUAAGCCUGGAAAUGGUUUACUGAGUAUUUUGGAUGACCAAACCCGCCGUCACCGCACUGAUAUGCAAUUCCUUGACAGCUGUCGUAAGCGAUUUGAAGGGAAGAACCCGGCAAUCUCUGUAGGCUCCGCGCAGGCGAAGCUUCCCGGAAGCAACUUCUACACCGAGAACACUGCUGCUACAUUCACUGUCAGACACUUCGCUGGUGAAGUCGAGUACCCUAUCAAGGGUCUCGUGGAAGAGAACGGCGAGGUCAUCUCGGGUGAUCUGAUGAACCUGAUCAACUCCAGCAAGAGCGAAUUUGUCACGCGUCUGUUCGGCCAAGAGGCUCUCCAAACUGUCAUGCACCCGCACGAGAGAACAACCGUCAUGCAGGCCUCUGUCAGCUCAAAGCCCAUGAGACAACCUAGUGUCAUGUCCCGGAAGACCACCAGAACCGCAAGGACCAACCGCAUGCGCCGUCAAGAGUCCAUUGAUGAAUUCGCCAGUGAUGGUGAGGGCAAUGCAGAGAACAGAGGCGGCGAAAGCAAGAAGUCCAACCGCCCGUCCGAGCAGGGUGCAUCCGGCCAAUUCCUUGCCUCCUUGGACAAUGUCAAGCAAUCCAUCACAGCGCCAAACUCGAAUGCAUACUUUGUGUUCUGCUUGAAACCCAAUGACCGCCGCAUCGCAAAUCAGUUUGACAGCAAGUGUGUCCGGACCCAAGUCCAGACUCUGGGUAUUGCUGAGAUCAGCCAGCGUUUGCGUACUGCUGACUUCAGUCUAUUCCUACCGUUCGGUGAAUUCCUUGGGCUUGCCGAUGCCGAAACAAUCCUUGUUGGGAGCGAGCGGGAGAAGGUCGAGAUGGUGGUACAAGACAGGCAAUGGCCUAGUAAUGAGGCUCAAAUUGGAUCCACUGGUAUCUUCCUCAGUGAGAGAUGUUGGAUGGAGGUUGCUCACUUUGGUGAUGGCAUUUCAGCUUCAGGCCGCCACCCGUCGGAGUCAGGAGAUGGUUACAAUGGCUCUCCGCUGAACCCCUUCGAUACUCCAAAGGAGCGGCUGAUGAACUCCAACGGAAACACACCUCAAUACAGAGACAAGGAGCGUAGUGGCUACUUUGGUGAUGACGCCCGCUCCGAGGCAGGUGUUUCCGCAUUUGGCGGUGGCGAUAUGUUCAAGAACCUCGACACCAGGGAGCAGAUGGCUGAGAGGGGCAACGAAAAGUCCCUUGUCGAGGUUGAGGAAUUCAAGGAUAGUCCCAGUCGCAAGAGAUGGGUGUUUGUGACGUAUCUGUUGACCUGGUUCAUCCCAGACUUUCUCAUCCGAUGGUGUGGCAUGCCCCGAAAAGAUGUCCGCAUGGCAUGGAGAGAGAAGCUGGCGAUCAACUUCAUCAUUUGGUUCAGUUGUGCUGUGGCAGUCUUCUUCAUCAUCUUCUUCCCCAUGCUCAUUUGCCCCAAGCAGUACGUGUUCAGUACGGAAGAGCUUUCCUCGUACAACGGCAAGUCGGGUUCGUCUGGCUCUUACGUUGCGAUCCGAGGUCAGGUCUUUGACUUGGACGCUUUCCUGCCUGCUCACUAUCCGCCCUAUAUAUCUGACAAAUCCCUCACUCAGUAUGCUGGAUUGGAUAUCACCUCUCUUUUCCCUGUACAGGUAUCGGCACUUUGCCAAGGUACCACGGGCUCGGUGGAUCCCGCUGUCACGCUUGACUACAAGUCUUCCAACGUCAGCGGUUCUGCCAGCGUUAUCAGCAGCCAAGACUACAACGCACAGUACCACGACUUCCGUUACUCAUCCACUCUGUACCAGCCAGAUUGGUUCUACGAGAAGAUGGUUGAGUUGAAAGCAAGCUACAAGAAAGGAAAUAUUGGUUACUCGGCCGAAUAUGUCGGAACGCUUGCUGGCAAGAGCAAUUAUGUCGCCAUUCUUAACGGUCGUGUCUACGACAUGACCAAGUAUGAAAUGGGCGGCCGUCGCUUAGAAGCACCGGAGGGCGUUGACCCACCAUCAGACAUAAGUCUCACCAAUUUUAUGGAUGAUUCCGUGGUUGAUCUAUUUCGGAAGAAGUCUGGAACCGAUGUGACCAAGCUUUGGGACAUCUUGGCCCUUGACAAGGACCUACGCAAGCGCCAGCAACUGUGCCUGGACAACCUGUUCUAUGUCGGUGAUGUCGACACUAGAAACUCACCCAAAUGCAAGUUCGCCGAGUAUUUGGUCUUGGCAAUUUCUAUCCUGCUUUGCUCCAUCAUCGGUUUCAAAUUCUUUGCGGCUCUUCAAUUUGGAGGCAAGAACAUGCCCGAAAACCUGGACAAGUUCGUCAUGUGUCAGAUUCCUGCCUACACAGAAGACGAAGACUCCCUUCGCCGUGCUAUCGACUCAGCUGCCCGUAUGCAGUACGAUGACAAACGCAAGCUGCUUGUCGUUGUCUGUGACGGUAUGAUUAUCGGACAAGGCAAUGACAGGCCGACACCUCGUAUCGUUCUCGACAUUCUCGGUGUUUCAGAGACCGUGGACCCAGAGCCGCUCAGCUUCGAAUCACUCGGCGAGGGUCUCAAACAGCACAACAUGGGUAAAGUCUACUCUGGUCUAUACGAAGUCCAAGGCCAUAUCGUUCCUUUCCUGGUCGUCGUUAAGGUUGGCAAACCCUCAGAGGUUUCCCGCCCCGGUAACCGUGGAAAGCGAGACUCCCAGAUGAUCAUCAUGCGCUUCCUCAACCGUGUCCACUACAAUCUCGCCAUGAGUCCACUUGAGCUGGAGAUCUAUCACCAGAUCCGCAAUAUCAUUGGAGUCAACCCGACGUUUUACGAGUUCAUGCUGCAGAUCGACGCUGAUACAGUGGUUGCAGCUGACUCUGCUACCCGUUUCGUCUCCGCAUUCCUGGACGACACAAGGCUCAUUGCAUGCUGUGGUGAAACAGCACUGACGAAUGCCAAGUCUUCGUACAUCACCAUGAUUCAAGUGUACGAGUACUACAUUUCUCACAACCUUGCCAAGGCUUUUGAGAGUUUGUUUGGCAGUGUCACUUGUUUGCCCGGUUGUUUCUCCAUGUACCGCAUUCGCGCUGCCGACACCGGAAAGCCGCUCUUCGUCAGCCGAGAGAUUGUGGACGCCUACUCUACCAUUCGUGUCGAUACUUUGCACAUGAAGAAUUUGCUGCAUCUUGGUGAGGAUCGUUUCCUGACCACACUUCUUCUCAAGUUCCACAGCAAGUACAAGACCAAGUACAUCAUGAGAGCUCACGCUUGGACCAUUGCACCCGACUCCUGGCAAGUCUUCCUCUCGCAGCGUCGACGAUGGAUCAACUCCACUGUCCACAACUUGAUGGAACUUAUCCCGAUGGCUCAGCUUUGCGGUUUCUGCUGCUUCAGUAUGCGUUUCAUCGUCUUCGUUGACUUGCUUUCCACGAUCGUGCAGCCGGUUACCGUUGCCUACAUUGCGUACCUUAUUGUUAUGGUCGCUACCAAGGCUACCAUUAUCCCUGUCACGGCAUUCGUCAUGUUGGGUGCCAUCUACGGUCUGCAAGCCAUUAUCUUCAUCUUGCGCCGCAAGUGGGAGAUGAUUGGUUGGAUGAUCCUUUACGUCUUGGCGAUCCCAGUCUUCUCCCUGGGUCUGCCCCUCUACUCUUUCUGGCACAUGGACGACUUCAACUGGGGUAACACCCGUGUCGUCGCCGGUGAGAAGGGUACGAAGGUUGUCAUCUCAGACGAAGGUAAAUUUGACCCUGCUUCCAUCCCCCGCAAGAAGUGGGAGGAGUACCAAGCCGAGCUUUGGGAUGCUCAGACGGCUCGUGAUGAUACUCGGUCCGAGAUCUCGGGCUACAGCUACGCCACCAAGCAGGGUGCUGCUGUCACGGAGUACUAUGCAGGCAGCCACCACGGCUCGACGCACGGUGUCAUCCCGCCAUACGACCUUAAGAACCUCAACCCCGGUGCGCACAUGUCUCGGGUCUCUCUCGCUCCAUCACAGAUGGAUCACCACCGUUUGAGUCAAUUCGGUGGUUCGCAGUUCUUCGGCAACCAAGAAAUGGAGAUGGCCAACCUGGCAGGCCUGCCAAGUGACGACGCCCUCCUUGCCGAGAUUCGCGAGAUUCUGCGGACAGCAGACUUGAUGACUGUCACAAAGAAGGGCAUUAAGCAGGAGUUGGAGAGGCGGUUCAACGUCCCGCUCGAUGCGAGAAGGGCAUAUAUCAACAGUGCUACUGAAGCGUUGCUAUCUGGCCAGUUGUAA